GAAACUAACUAAAUUUAGAUCCGUCUCCGUCUGGCCGUACACUAAAAAUAGAAAGCUAAUUCGUCCGUCCAUGGCGGCAUCGUCCGAUUAAUUUCUAAAGUUUCCUUAUGGGUGGCCUGCAAGCAAGGGCGGAUUGAAGGAUCCCCCAAAAAUACGGCAAGUUAUUUCUCCCGCCAGGUUAUUUUUAUUUUUUUAAGCAGGUGUAUUUGCCCUAAUUCUUUCGCUGUUCUGCUGCUCCUCCUCGUCUGCCUGCACCGUCUCCUCUGCCUCACGCACGGUCUGCUCCGCCUCCGCUGCUUCGAUCCAAGACGCCCGGAUUGCUCCGCCAGUCCGCCCUCUUCUGCCUCGAGCCAAGACGCGCGGUGCCAAACAGGAAGUCGACCUCGCCGUCGCCGGCAAACAGCAGAACGAAUUUGCUUCAGCCUUCAUUUGUAGGUCUAUUAGAGCUUUCAUAACUUUUUGUUAAUGGACCAAAGUUUUUCUACUAUUGAAUCACCACGGCGGAAGCCAGGGCUUUUAAGAGAUCAAGUUCAGGUUGUGAAAAGGAAAGACUCUUCUAGAUAUGAAAUUGUUCCAAUUCAAGAUUCACUUUCUUUUGAGAAGGGUUUCUUUGUCUUCAUCCGUGCUUGCCAGUUGUUGGCCCAAAAGAAUGAGGGGAUUAUCAUGGUUGGUGUUGCUGGUCCCUCUGGGGCUGGAAAGACGGUAUUCACUGAGAAAAUUCUGAAUUUCAUGCCAAGUAUUGCUGUGAUAUCCAUGGAUAACUACAAUGACUCAAGUCGUAUAAUUGAUGGAAACUUUGAUGAUCCACGUCUAACCGAUUAUGAUACUUUGUUGGAAAACAUUAAUGGCCUGAAAGAAGGAAAGUCCGUCCAAGUGCCUAUUUAUGAUUUCAAGUCAAGCUGUCGAACAGGAUACAGGACUGUGGAAGUUCCAAGCUCCCGGAUUCUAAUUAUUGAAGGAAUCUACGCAUUAAGUGAAAGGUUGCGGUCUGCAUUAGACCUUCGUGUUUCUGUAACGGGAGGUGUACAUUUUGACCUUGUGAAGAGGGUCUUAAGGGACAUACAACGUGCUGGACAAGAACCGGAAGAAAUAAUCCAACAAAUAUCAGAAACGGUUUAUCCCAUGUACAAGGCAUUUAUUGAACCAGACCUGCAAACUGCACAUAUAAAAAUCAUUAACAAAUUCAAUCCAUUCUCAGGUUUCCAGAAUCCGACCUACAUUUUAAAGUCAACAAGGACUGCAUCAGUCGAGAAAAUCAAGGCUGUAAUUUCUGCAGAACACAAGGAAAGUAGGGAGGAAACUUAUGAUAUAUAUCUCCUACCACCAGGUGAAGAUCCAGAUGCUUGCCAAUCCUAUCUGAGAAUGCGAAACAGGGAUGGAAAGUACAAUCUUAUGUUUGAGGAAUGGGUUACAGACAACCCCUUCAUCAUAUCACCAAGGAUUACUUUUGAAGUUAGUGUACGGCUUCUUGGAGGAUUGAUGGCUUUGGGCUAUAGUAUUGCUGCUAUUUUGAAAAGAAGCAGCCAUGUAUUCUCUGACGACAGAGUGACUGUGAAAAUUGAUUGGUUGGAACAGUUGAAUCGAAGUUAUAUCCAGGUGCAAGGAAGAGACCGAAUAAUUGUUAAAUGUGUUGCUGAUCAAUUGGGAUUGGAGGGUUCUUAUAUUCCUAGAACGUACAUAGAGCAAAUUCAACUGGAGAAACUUGUCAGUGACGUAAUGGCUGUUCCUGAUGAUUUGAAGACAAAGCUUAGCAUAGAUGAUGAUCUGGUAUUAAGCCCAAGAGAAGCACUUUCUCGAUCCACUGGUGAUAAGGCUGCCAUGAGAAACAAGCAUCUCAGUGGUUUGUCACUUUCAUACUCCGCACGAGGUGAGAAGAACAUUGGUAAACUUACCAAUCUUACAGUUGGUGGCAGAAGAUAUGAUGUACGUGGCCCUGAUUCACCUGGAAUGAAAGAGGGAGUCAUCAAACAGCUCUCGGAACAAAUAUCAACAUUGAAUGAAAGGAUGGACGAGUUUACCUCACGUAUUGAGGAACUGAAUUCUAAGUUUGCAGCGCAGAAAGCAUCAACCAGUCAACAAAAUCUCUCUCUCCAAGGAGAAGGUUGUCCUGGUUCGGCACCAACAACUUUCUUUGUGUCCAACUUGGGCAAUGGUACCCUGUUACCCAAUUCAUCAUCUUCCAAUCAACUUAACAAAGAGUCUUCACUAAUGGAAGAGAUCGCCGCGAUCUCUCGUUCUCAGCGUCAAAUGAUGCAUCAGCUCGACAAUCUCUCCAAUUUGUUUCAUGAGAAGUUGGCUAAGCUUAAUAAUCGCGGCAGAUUUACUGAUACUGACGCACUUGGUAAUCCAAUAUUUCUCUUGCUAGCAGGAGCCGUUGGUUUUUUUCUGCUAAGGCGUUUAUCUAACAUUUGAAAUAGAGCAGUCGAUAACACAUUCUGGCUUCGUUUGAUACGACUUUUUUCUUGCUUUCUAAAACAACUUUAUAAUACAAAAGCUAUUUUAAAAAGCAUUAUAAAAGCUGUCCCAAACGAAACCUCAGUCCCUCAGUAAACCAUUUUUUUUCCUCUCUGCUUGUUACUAUUUCUAUUUGCACUGAAGAUUAUUUAUUCUUAACCUGUAUUUGAGCUCAUUGAAUAGGCAAUGUUAGUCAUCAAUGGUUCUUGAUUUUUCCGCAAGAGCCCUUACGAAAUUUGUGUAUUUUCAAUUGAAAAUUUCAAUGUUACAACAACGAGUUUAUUUAAAUUUCAUCUAUUAAUGA
This is a messenger RNA of Dendrobium catenatum, 2758 nucleotides long. Its product is annotated as inorganic pyrophosphatase TTM2. The record is from RefSeq and is a predicted model, not a curated record. The transcript is spliced from 12 exons. Gene Ontology annotation, cellular component: cytoplasm. Bases 466 to 2412 code for a protein of 648 amino acids. Lineage: Eukaryota; Viridiplantae; Streptophyta; Magnoliopsida; Asparagales; Orchidaceae. Gene Ontology annotation, molecular function: ATP binding; kinase activity.